CCGCCCGGUGGAGCGCCACGUGACUGCGUCUCCCCGCCCUCUCACCCCGCUGCUUCUAGGUUCUGGGAAGAUGGCGAAGGUCUCAGAGCUUUACGAUGUCACUUGGGAAGAAAUGCGAGAUAAAAUGAGAAAAUGGAGAGAAGAAAACUCACGAAAUAGUGAGCAAAUUGUGGAAGUUGGAGAAGAAUUAAUUAAUGAAUAUGCUUCUAAGCUGGGAGAUGAUAUUUGGAUCAUAUAUGAACAGGUGAUGAUUGCAGCACUAGACUAUGGUCGGGAUGACUUGGCAUUGUUUUGUCUUCAAGAGCUAAGAAGACAGUUCCCUGGCAGCCACAGAGUCAAGCGAUUAACAGGCAUGAGAUUUGAAGCCAUGGAAAGAUAUGAUGAUGCUGUACAACUAUAUGAUAGGAUUUUACAAGAAGAUCCAACUAACACUGCUGCAAGAAAGCGUAAGAUUGCCAUUCGAAAAGCCCAGGGGAAAAAUGUGGAGGCCAUUCGGGAACUGAAUGAGUAUCUGGAACAAUUUGUUGGAGACCAAGAAGCCUGGCAUGAACUUGCAGAACUUUACAUCAAUGAACAUGACUAUGCAAAAGCAGCCUUUUGUUUAGAGGAACUAAUGAUGACUAAUCCACACAACCACUUAUACUGUCAGCAGUAUGCUGAAGUUAAAUAUACCCAAGGUGGACUUGAAAACCUCGAACUUUCAAGAAAGUAUUUUGCACAGGCGUUGAAACUGAACAACAGAAAUAUGAGAGCUUUGUUUGGGCUUUAUAUGUCGGCAAGUCAUAUUGCUUCUAAUCCAAAAGCAAGUGCAAAAACGAAAAAGGACAACAUGAAAUAUGCUAGUUGGGCAGCUAGUCAAAUAAACAGAGCUUAUCAGUUUGCAGGUCGAAGUAAGAAGGAAACCAAAUAUUCUCUUAAGGCUGUCGAAGACAUGUUGGAAACAUUGCAGAUCACCCAGUCUUAAGGUUUCAAAAACUCUUUGACAUUAGAUUUCACAACUGCACAAUUGAACUUAUUGGCCUGUAACUUAUUUACUAAAUGCCCAGUGCUGUUUAUAUACUACAGUAAUUUUCUGUUAAGAAGGCAGUUGUAAAGAAUGUGUUUAUAUAAACCUAAAAAUGCCUUUUACUGCUAAGUGGGAAGAUGGGGGAAAUCCAUGGAAGAGAGAUUUAAGACUUAUUGAUUGUACAUCAGUCUCUUCAUAUCACAUAUAUAUAUAUAUAUAUAAAACUCUAAUGUAGAAUAACCUUGUUAAAUAAACCAUGAUGUUUUAUUAAACUUGCGUAUGAAGAUUCUAACUUCAUUUUGUUAUACUCACAGUGGAUAUAUUGUUUAAGAACUCAGUUUCUAGUUAACUCCUUACUGGUGAUAGCAAAGACACAGCAUGUGUAGCUGACAGAAGCAGAUUAUUUAGACUUUGUUUAUAUUGUCGAAUUGGAUUUUGCUGUACAUUCCGGUGGACUAUUUGAAUUAUUUUAUCUGCUGUAAUAUCCUUUUGAUGAAUCUUGCUUAAAACAUGUCAUUCUCCAAAGUUCAGCAAUAUUUCUUUGUAAAAUUUUUGUUUUGAUAUAGGACAUAAUUGAGAUUUAUACGUAUAAAAUGCCUUAAG
Messenger RNA from Rhinopithecus roxellana (golden snub-nosed monkey), 1609 nucleotides. RefSeq names its product ER membrane protein complex subunit 2 (gene EMC2). The record is from RefSeq and is a predicted model, not a curated record. The transcript is spliced from 11 exons. NCBI's taxonomy places the organism in Eukaryota, Metazoa, Chordata, Mammalia, Primates, Cercopithecidae. Gene Ontology annotation, biological process: protein folding in endoplasmic reticulum. Gene Ontology annotation, molecular function: protein binding. Gene Ontology annotation, cellular component: EMC complex. The coding region runs from base 71 to 964 and encodes 297 amino acids.